This is a messenger RNA of Aspergillus homomorphus CBS 101889, 868 nucleotides long. RefSeq names its product kinetochore Spc25 family protein. The transcript has 2 exons. Bases 56 to 832 code for a protein of 258 amino acids. Gene Ontology annotation, cellular component: Ndc80 complex. Gene Ontology annotation, biological process: chromosome segregation. The record is from RefSeq and is a predicted model, not a curated record. NCBI's taxonomy places the organism in Eukaryota, Fungi, Ascomycota, Eurotiomycetes, Eurotiales, Aspergillaceae.
CCAAGCCCUUAUCGCAAUCAACUCUCGCUCACACCUUACUGAUAUCAGCCUCAUAAUGAACACCGCAUUCGAUCCCUCACUUUCGACAAGUGGCAUGCGCCCGCCUCUCGCGUCGGCCGAUGCGCCGUCGAUGGCCGACUCCCUGCCCAGCAUCAACUUUGGUUUUGAGGACCUACGUAAUCGCAUGGCCCAAUUUACAGCUCGAUUUGAUGCCUUCAUUGAGCGAGGCCGGAAACAAGUAUUGGAGGAGAGAAAUCAGUUCAAGAGCGGAUUGGCAGAACUUCAAGAGGACCAGCGUAUGAGACACAGGGAUAUCGAGAUUCUGGACUUGAAAGCACAAACCCAUCAACAGACCCUGCAGAAAGAGGCCGCGGAGGCCGCGGAAAUGCACACGGCCAUCUCAUCCGUCACCUUAGAACGCGACACUCGGCUCGCUAAGCGCGAUCGCCUCAAGCAGCAAAUCGACGAGACUCAGAAAACGAUCAAUCAAAGAUUGGAAGCCCAGAAAUCGCACGCCAAAUAUCUAGAUGCGCAGGCUCGACUGAACAUACCAGAGCUAGACUUCUGGCAAGAUUAUCUGUGUUUACGUAUCGAGGGAGCCGGCCGAGAGGAUCGGUUGAAGUUCGUCUAUACGCACUUACUCGAAAAAGAUUGGGAAGCUGAAGCCUGGUUCGAACUUGGAACUGCCAGUCGAGAUUAUGAUGUCUUCCACACGCGACCCAAGGUUGAUCGAGAUGCGCUGGAGCGGGAACUUGACAUCGUAAAUGAAGAUCGCGAUUUUGGAGGGUUUUUGAAAAGAAUGCGGAAGCUGUUUGUCGAAACAAUGAAAUAGCCAACUUCACUGGACAGGCAUAUAUGUUUAAUGAUU